GUUGUUUGUGAGAAGGUGGAAGGUAGAUCUCACAAUAGUUUUUGAGUAUUUAAGGAGGUCUGAGUCUCCUCUCCUUCCCUGCAGAACUAGCACCAUUCUCCAUUCUUCCCAAUUGUUUCCUGUUCGUGUCUUCUCUCAUCCUGUUCUUCAAAGAGGGGUGCUGGUGAAGUUCCAGUUGGUUGGACGGUAAUCUGUAAACAUGGUGAAGAUCUGUUGCAUUGGUGCCGGCUAUGUUGGGGGGCCAACCAUGGCAGUUAUCGCUCUCAAAUGCCCAUCCAUAGAAGUGGUUGUUGUCGACAUCUCAGUUGCGCGCAUCAACGCAUGGAACAGUGACCAGCUUCCAAUUUAUGAACCAGGCCUUGAUGAUGUAGUCAAGCAAUGCCGUGGCAGAAACCUCUUUUUCAGCUCGGAUGUUGAGAAACAUGUUUGCGAGGCUGAUAUCAUCUUCGUGUCCGUGAACACGCCGACGAAGACUCGUGGUCUUGGUGCUGGUAAGGCUGCUGAUCUCACCUACUGGGAGAGUGCAGCUCGCAUGAUUGCCGAUGUCUCCAAAACUGACAAGAUUGUGGUCGAGAAAUCCACUGUCCCCGUUAAGACUGCCGAGGCCAUUGAGAAGAUCUUAAGCCACAACAGCAAAGGAAUCAACUAUUCCAUUCUGUCGAAUCCAGAAUUUCUUGCUGAGGGUACCGCAAUCCAGGACUUGUUCAACCCUGAUAGGGUACUUAUUGGUGGUCGUGAGACUCCAGAGGGCCAGAAGGCUGUUCAGGCACUGAAGGCAGUGUAUGCUCAUUGGGUGCCCGAAGACCGGAUUAUAACUACAAACUUAUGGUCAGCGGAGCUUUCAAAGCUUGCUGCAAAUGCUUUCCUGGCCCAGAGAAUCUCGUCGGUCAAUGCCAUUUCUGCUCUCUGUGAGGCCACUGGAGCUGAUGUUGCCGAAGUGGCGUAUUCUGUUGGGAAGGACUCGAGGAUCGGGCCCAAAUUCUUGAAUGCUAGUGUCGGUUUCGGAGGAUCCUGCUUUCAGAAGGACAUUCUAAAUCUGGUAUACAUCUGCGAGUGCAAUGGCCUUCCUGAGGUUGCUAAUUACUGGAAGCAGGUCAUCAAGAUCAACGACUACCAGAAGAACCGAUUCGUCAAUCGUGUCGUAUCCUCCAUGUUUAACACUGUUUCCGGAAAGAAGAUUGCCAUUCUUGGAUUUGCAUUCAAGAAGGACACCGGCGAUACAAGGGAGACCCCUGCUAUUGAUGUCUGCAAAGGUCUGUUGGGUGACAAAGCGACGAUCAGCAUAUAUGACCCUCAGGUGACAGAGGACCAGAUCCAGCGUGAUCUAUCGAUGAACAAGUUCGAUUGGGACCAUCCGAUCCACCUUCAACCGAUGAGUCCCACGGCUGUGAAGCAAGUCAGUGUUACAUGGGACGCAUACGAGGCUACAAAAGGCGCUCAUGGCGUCUGCAUUUUGACCGAAUGGGACGAGUUCAAGACACUAGACUACCAGAGGAUCUAUGAUAACAUGCAGAAGCCGGCAUUUGUCUUCGAUGGACGCAAUGUGGUAGAUCAUGAGAAGCUUAGGGAGAUUGGAUUCAUUGUCUACUCCAUUGGAAAGCCUCUCGAUGCUUGGCUCAAGGACAUGCCUGCCAUGGCGUAAAACUUAAAACCGAAGACAUUACCAUAUACUUUGUUGUCGAAUUAGGCGGAAUUGACUAUUCUUUAUGCUUUGUUGUGUUUGUUUUACUGCAAUGUAGUGUACUAGUGUUGUUGUCAUACCCACCAGCCAUUUAGUUGUUCUAUGUGAAAUGACCGUCAGAUCUUUGUAUGAAUCUCUACUGCUAUUCUUGUUUUUAUCAAAAAUUCAAAAGGUUAAAAUGGUUA
Molecule: messenger RNA, 1866 nt
Organism: Dioscorea cayenensis subsp. rotundata (Guinea yam)
Lineage: Eukaryota; Viridiplantae; Streptophyta; Magnoliopsida; Dioscoreales; Dioscoreaceae
Product: UDP-glucose 6-dehydrogenase 4
Exons: 2
Coding region: 200-1642 (480 amino acids)
Biological process (GO): glycosaminoglycan biosynthetic process
Cellular component (GO): cytosol; nucleus
Molecular function (GO): NAD binding; UDP-glucose 6-dehydrogenase activity
Source: RefSeq, a predicted model, not a curated record